AUGUCAUUUAGAGGUACUCAAUUUCCUCAGGGUACUCGCAGAUCAUCAUCUGGAUAUGGAAUUCUCCAGGGUGCUGGUGCUGGUGCUGCUACAGGCUCCACGGGAUCCACUAACUCCGCAGGACCCAUUGGCAAUACAGGUAUCCCAGGCGUGCCGGGCAUCCCAGGCUCUACAAGUCGUGCAGGUGAAAUAUACCAUCACCAAUAUCGUCGAGAUUCUGCCGCUAGUACGCGUACUGACCCGUUGGAUGCAAUAAACAGGCUUAUUCCAUCAGACAAUCCAUACGUUAAAAAGUUCGAGAAGGUGAGCGAGAAGGUGGAGAGUCUGAUCGACCGGUACUUGGGGGGCGCUAAGCCGUACGUUCCAUCGAUCGGCCGUUUCUUUAUUGUGGCAACGUUCUUGGAGGACUCGCUACGUAUCUUCUCACAGUGGAAAGAGCAGGUGUACUACUUGAGUACCUACAGACAUCUCUACGAAUGGGUGGUGAAACUCUUCUUAGUGUUUAACGUGGCGGCCAUGUGCACGGGCUCUUUCUUGGUGAUCACGCGGAUGAAACCCUUGUUGGCAACGGGUCUUCUUUCGUCCAUUGUCUUUCUUCAGGGUCUGGUGUACGGGUUGCUAUUUGAGAUGUUCUUCUUCCUGAGGAACGUUUCCGUUAUUGGAGGUCUUUUAUUGGCUCUAUCCGAUUCCAUAGUCAUUGAUAAGCGUCAAUUGAUGAUGCCCGGUCUCCCUAUGAUCGAAAGCAAAGAUCAUAAGAAAUACUUUCUUCUUGCUGGAAGAAUCAUGCUCAUAGUUCUCUUUUUGGCUUUCACCAUAAACGUCAAGUUCUCCUUCUUCAGCAUUAUCAUUGUCCUGGUCGGUUUAAUUAGUUGCUUAUCCGUCGCUAUUGGUUACAAAACCAAGUUCAGCGCUGCCAUUCUUACCUUCCUAUUGGCUGUCUAUAAUACUACUACCAAUCACUACUGGACUUACGAUUGGAAGGAUACUAGAAGAGACUACUUGAGGUACGAAUUCUUUCAGACCUUGAGUAUCAUCGGUGGUCUCCUCUUGAUUGUCAAUACUGGAGCAGGAGAACUUUCCAUUGACGAGAAGAAGAAGAGAUACUAG
Molecule: messenger RNA, 1107 nt
Organism: Brettanomyces nanus
Lineage: Eukaryota; Fungi; Ascomycota; Pichiomycetes; Pichiales; Pichiaceae
Exons: 1
Coding region: 1-1107 (368 amino acids)
Biological process (GO): Golgi organization
Cellular component (GO): membrane; endoplasmic reticulum-Golgi intermediate compartment; endoplasmic reticulum
Source: RefSeq, a predicted model, not a curated record